CGUAAACAUUCGCGUGCUCUCGCGCUCAGAGAGAGGAACGGAGCGAGCGAGGACAGUGAAAGCUCUCCAUUGCGCGGGCAUUUGACAGAGUUGUGUGCAGCUGAACGUGUUGAAGGUUAACGUCAGAUGGGCUCUGUGAGAAGAAGAAAUAUGAGAAGCAAGACUCGGUAAGAAAACGCCUUGUGGGUUGCGGGACAAGAGAGAAGUUUACAAAGGAGCGUCUUCUUCUGAUAAGCCUCCACAUUAAGGCAAGAGAGCGCGCGAUGAAGUUCGGUGAGGGAUUUGUGUAAACGUCACGAGAAGUUAAUGCGAAGAAGAACAAACAAGACUUUUUGGAAACGUUAUUAGCCUUUAAGACAAUGACAUUAAGAAGGGAAUGCAAUCGUAAAAACAACUUCCACGCAUAAUGUGGAUUUCUACGCUGAAGGUAUUUCGUUCUCCUUUUGCGUCUGAUAAAAGGAGGUUUUAACGGAUAUAUUUUGGACAUAUUUUUCCGUGCCGCCGGUGGACCAAAUCAAAAUACCACGCAUACUUUUCCAGCUUGAAUAAUUCAUGAAAUAGUGCGUGCCUUCGAGGCUUGGAAAAAAGUUACGGCAAUACGGGGAGGGGGAAUAAGAAGUAGAACUGUUCAGAGUGGUGAGGGGGAUGGCCACAGCGGCUUCCAAUCCUUACCUGGCCAGCAAUAGCAUUCUCUCGUCAGCCUCGAUCGUGCACUCGGAGUCCGGAGGUGGUGGCAUGCAGCCGGGAAGCGGUGCUGUAACAUCGGUGUCGGGAGGUUACAGAGGAGACCCCGUGGUCAAGAUGGUGCAGAGCGACUUCAUGCAAGGAGCCAUGACGGCCAGUAACGGGGGGCACAUGCUGAGCCAUGCCCAUCAGUGGGUUACCUCACUGCCACAUGCGGCCGCCGCAGCAGCCGCCGCCGCAGCCGCUGCAGCAGCAGAAGCCGGCUCCCCUUGGUCCUCCAGUCCAGUUGGCAUGGCCGGGAGCCCACAGCAACAAGACGUGAAGAACAGUUCAAACAGAGAAGACCUACACUCUAGCACCGCGCUGCACCACAGAGCCUCGCAUUUAGGGGCUCACCAGUCGCACCAAAGCGCAUGGGGUGGCACCACAGCCUCCCACAUCCCCACCAUCACCGGAGGACAGCAGCAGGCCCAGCAGUCUCUCAUUUAUUCCCAGCCGGGUGGCUUCACAGUCAACGGGAUGCUGAACCCUCCUGGGAGUUUAGUCCACCCGGGGCUGAUGCGAGGAGACUCGCCAGAAAUGGAUCACCAUCAUCACCACCACCAUCAGCAGCAGCAGCACCCUCACCACCACCACCACCAGCAGCAGCACCACGCGGGAGUCAACAGCCACGACUCGCACUCAGACGAGGACACGCCGACCUCCGACGACCUGGAGCAGUUCGCCAAACAGUUUAAGCAGCGUCGGAUCAAACUGGGGUUUACUCAAGCCGAUGUCGGGCUGGCUCUGGGAACCCUUUACGGAAACGUUUUCUCGCAGACCACCAUUUGCAGGUUCGAGGCUCUCCAGCUGAGCUUCAAAAACAUGUGCAAGCUCAAGCCGCUGCUGAACAAGUGGCUGGAGGAGGCCGACUCGACCACGGGCAGUCCCACCAGCAUCGACAAAAUAGCAGCUCAAGGCAGGAAACGAAAGAAGCGCACCUCCAUCGAGGUGAGCGUGAAGGGAGCCUUGGAGAGCCAUUUUUUGAAAUGCCCCAAACCGGCAGCGCAGGAGAUAUCCUCUCUGGCGGACAACCUCCAGCUGGAAAAGGAGGUGGUUCGGGUCUGGUUCUGCAACCGAAGGCAGAAGGAGAAGAGGAUGACGCCGCCCGGGAUCCCUCAGACGCCCGAGGACGUGUACAGCCAUCCCGGCAACGUGAGUGCAGACACACCGCCUCCGUCCAUGGACUGCAAACGGGAGUUUUGUGGUAGAUUACUUAAAAGGUGCAAGUUUGAAAGAUGAACCGGACAGCAACCACAACGUGACAUCUGCGAGCUCCUAUGGCCAGGAGAUUCUGGUGCACUGACACCGAAAUCAUAACCAGCCCAAAGCCAACAUAGACUUUAUGGAUUGAAAUGACAAAAGUACUCUCAAGGACAUGGAUCAAUGCAGACAAACAUUAAAUAUUAAACAGUGGAAGAAUUUACCCCAGGACACGUAUCAGUUUUACGCACAGGAAUUAUAUGACUUAUUUUAACAAAACGGAAUUGCUUUGCAUUAUGUGCAAAACGGAAUUGCAUUAUGUACAACAAACUACACCUUUUCUAUUUCAUAGUAUUUUUUUGGACCACACUUCUGUGAAUAGCUUUUACACAGAGAAAACUCUUAAGAAAAAAAAAAAAAAAAAAGAUUGAUUACUCUCAAGCUGCACUUAUUUUCCAGUUUCAGCCGACCCCUUGUAAACACUUUCUGUUGUUGUUUGGCUGAAUAAUCGUGGAUAUUGCCCUCUCUUCACUGCUUUUUCUAGGCAGAUUUUUUGGUGGGUUUUUGAUAACAUGUCUGUGUAAAUUUGGCUAUAUGAAUUCUCUGUGUUGACUCAAAUGAUUUGCUCUAUAUUUUUCACUAAAAUCAAUUUAAAAAUAUUUCCAAGAGCAAUGACAGAUUUGUUGCGCGCAGUGAUGACUUUCAAGUAGCAUCUCUUGUAGGCCUUUCCCCCUGCCAUUUUAAAUAUUGAUUAUAUUUUAUACUGUUAGUAUUACACUUGUUAUUAUAUACAGAUAUUGUACACAAACACAUUGACGAAGUUGGAACAAACCGUUGUCAAACCGUGUCCCCCGUGGUUGUUAUUUAAGUUCAGUACUGACUCAGCGAGAAAUGAAUGAGAACAAUAAAUCUGAUAGCUUUCAGAUGCUUCAGUGCAACUUUCUUUCUUUCUUUCUUUCUUUCUUUCUUUCUUUCUUUCUUUCGCAAUUUUGUUUAAAUAUUAAAACUACUUUCUAAAUUAUAACACAUUUGUAUUUGUUUGACGUUUCGUCUAGGCAAAUACUGAGACAAUUUCUGAAAUGUAUACAAAGGGAAUUCAGUAGUGUAUCUUUUUCCCCUCGAACUUCUGACCCUUGGCCUAAAUAUGGAAGUGUGAGAACUUCCCAAAUGUUUUCACCUUGCAUUGUCAUAUUUCCGUAUUGUCUUUUUUUUCUGUUAGCAUGUGUUUCUGUAUAUGCUUUAGUGUUUUUUAAACAAAAGACACAAUUAUACCAUGUAACUUGUCUAUAUACUGUCUAUCUGCUAUAGCCUAUUAACGGCGUAUAUCAAGUAAAGAUAAGCUUCACGUCGUCGUUGUAAAUACAAAUAAUGCAAUACAUUUUUUCAUUUUAUUAUAAAACUUCUCCGUCAAUGACUUAAAGAUUUUCUGAGACUCCAAAUAGUGCGGGGUUAUGGGGCAUCCCAAACCUGGUCAGUUAUACUGUUUUCGUAUUGUACCAAUUAUAGCCGAUAUAUUAUGCUUUAUACCAGCUGGCAUGCACUAUUUUGAUUUAGAUUAUUUUCCUCUCAACUGAAUAUAUAUUAUCAAAACAUUCGGAGGCAUUUUUUCUUAUCCAAUAAAUAAAUAAAAAAGACAAAGAAAUGUCUAAUCAUAGCCUAUUAUAAUCUUUAUAGGAUCAAAGAGACAUAGAAAUGUGUUGCACUAUUCAGUAUUGCACUACUACUCUUUCUUUUCAAAACUCUUGUCCCUAUUAAACCAGGGUAAUAAUUUUCAUAUUUUGUAAUACCACUAGAAUGUCUUAAAAGUUUAUUAGUGUUUCCCCCCUUGUUUUAAUAAAUGGGCACAUAAAUAAUGGUUACCAGCGAUGUGAUUAUUGCCCUUAGACAACCCGUUUACCGCAUUCUUUGUAGAAUGGUUCAGGACAUUAUUUUAUGGUUUAGGCCGGAUCAUUUCAGUAAACUGAACUGGAUGAACUGAAUAAAACAACUGCAAUAUCCUAGCAGAGAACAAACUGCAAAAUUGCAUUUAUUGUAAUUCAAUUAGUAGGCUACAUUAUAUUCAGUUAGCGUGCCUUCAGCAAACAAUUUAUUUAUUUGGCUUCAUUUUGGGAACGCUUUUUUUUUUUACUUUCAAGUGUAUAAAAAGAUAAAAAAUAAAACAAGCACGAGCGUCCAGCUCUUCGAGUGACGUAAUUUGGAAUCCAUUCCGUGCACGCUCUGAAGCAGGAGUGAAUUUGUAUGCAUGGAAAUUCGUAUGCUUGCCACGUAGCUCUCUGAAUGCAAAAAGGCCUAGAUCCUUCCAUCAGAUUGCAAUGUAAAAGCGUGCAAAAACGAUUGUGUGACUGAAUUGCUUUUCUUCUGCAAACCGACCGUUUCUGCGGGGAAUAGCACAACUGUUGGCCCUUAAUUUUCAUCAAGACAAGUUUGGCAAUUUCCCCCAUUUGUAUUCAUUCCUGCUAUGUUUGAAAUAGCUGGCUUUGCACUCUUUUCAGCUCAGGCGCAACACAAGCCUUCCAGCUGAACGAACGACGUUUCUGAUGAGACUUGGGAGUGCAGCUGAUUUUUUUCUUCUUCUUCUUUUCUGGAUAACUUUUGUGGGGUAGUGACUAUUCAGCCAAACACACGGUUCUUCUCUUGAAGAUUUAAAUUUCGCGGAUGAUUUACCGUACAUCCGUUGCGUGGCAACGAAAUUCAACCUGUGGUUAUAAGCGCGCGCCCCACCCUUCAUGCGAUAUACUCGAUGUUAAUAGCAUCGCUCACACACCCAGAAUCACGGAGAUGUAAAGCUUUCUGUUUCUGUCUAAAACUGUCUAAAGAAAAGUUUAUGAUACGCAGUGAUAAAAUGAAUGAAAAUAAAGAGAUUUGUUAGGCUGAUUAUA
Messenger RNA from Carassius gibelio (silver crucian carp), 4805 nucleotides. Its product is annotated as POU domain, class 3, transcription factor 3-A. The transcript has 2 exons. Gene Ontology annotation, cellular component: nucleus. Gene Ontology annotation, biological process: brain development; regulation of transcription by RNA polymerase II. The record is from RefSeq and is a predicted model, not a curated record. Bases 646 to 1965 code for a protein of 439 amino acids. NCBI's taxonomy places the organism in Eukaryota, Metazoa, Chordata, Actinopteri, Cypriniformes, Cyprinidae. Gene Ontology annotation, molecular function: RNA polymerase II cis-regulatory region sequence-specific DNA binding; DNA-binding transcription factor activity, RNA polymerase II-specific.